Trypanosoma rangeli is the source of this 1119-nucleotide messenger RNA. Its product is annotated as putative protein kinase. Gene Ontology annotation, cellular component: nucleus; cytoplasm. The record is from RefSeq and is a predicted model, not a curated record. NCBI's taxonomy places the organism in Eukaryota, Euglenozoa, Kinetoplastea, Trypanosomatida, Trypanosomatidae. The coding region runs from base 1 to 1119 and encodes 372 amino acids. Gene Ontology annotation, biological process: protein phosphorylation; intracellular signal transduction. Gene Ontology annotation, molecular function: MAP kinase activity; ATP binding. The transcript has a single exon.
AUGAACAACAGUGCACCGCUUAUCUUUGAUGUUCCGCCAAUGUUUAGGGUGGAGUCCAUCAUUGGCCAGGGAUCGUACGGCGCGGUCUGCAAGGCGGUGUACGGCACCGACCAAAUAGCCAUCAAGAAGAUACCAAAUUAUGUGAAGAGUGAGGAGACUGUCCGCCGUGUGCUGCGUGAGAUUGAAAUUCUGCAAAACCUGCAGUUCUGCGAGCAAGUGGUGGGAUGCCGGUUGCUUUUUCGGCCGACAAGCCGCGAGAAGGAUCUCUACGUGGUGAUGGACUGCAUCCCCUCUGACCUUUCCACGGUGGUUAAUAACAAGUCCAUUGCACUCCCAGAAAACAUCAUUCGUUACAUCACGUGCCAGUUACUGCUUGCCUUGCGUGCCAUGCACCGAUGGAAGGUACUGCAUCGCGAUUUUUCCACACGCAACAUUCUUAUUAACUACAACUCACAGGUUUUUGUCUGUGACUUUGGUCUUAGUCGUUUUUUUGACCCGGAUGAACAGCUUUCCUUUGGUGUUGUGACGCAGUGGUAUCGUGCACCUGAGAUCAUCCUCGACGCCGAGUACGAUGCCGCAAACGAUCUCUGGAGCGUGGGCGUUAUUGUCUGUGAGCUGCUGCUUCGUCGGCACCUCUUCCCUGGAAAAUCCAACGACUCUGCGGAUCAACUUAAUCUUAUCUUUCAUCUUGUUGGUACCCCACCCCCUUCUGUGUUUAACGAGGGCCAGCCAUUCGCUCGGGCCUCCAUUAACGCCAAGAACUACGCUCUUUCAGUCAUAGAAAAGCGCCCACGCAUAUCAAUGCUGCGUGAAUUGCUACUUCGUGCCCCCAUCUUACAAGGGAAAGAUGCAGAGACGUCGCCCAUCAUUGACUUGGCUGAGAAGCUGCUCUCGUUCAACCCACGUGACAGACCGACGGCCGACGAGGCGCUGCAGCACCCCUGGUUCGAGCCCUGUCGUGCCUUUAUCGAUGACAUGAUUGGGGCUCAGGAAGAGCAGCACACUAGCCCACAGUUUUCUUCUAACAGUUUUCUGUCAAUGCAGGAAAUGAUCCAAAAGAUAGAGGAGAUUGUGCCGAUGUUUUCGGAGCAGCUUCUCGUUAGUGAGGACGCCGAAUGA